GCACUUAGCUGCUAAUUCCUCAGCCCUUCUGUUUUCGCGGCUCACCCAGGUGCAGGCACCUCUUUGAAGAACUUUCGUGCACUUUCGUUUAACUUUUAACAUUGCGUUUUCUUGUUCCCCUUUUAUUUUCGAAUUCUUACGACUCCACUCAUUGACCAUCAUGCGUUUUGCUGCCCUUAUCGCUUUCGCUGUCAUCUCGUCGACUGUCCCUGGUUUUGCUGCCCCUGCUCCAUACUCUCCUCGCUGGGUCGCCUCCAAACGCGAUACCGCGUCAACGGGUGUCAAUACGGUCGUCGACACAUUAGUACACAACCACACCAUCCCUUUCCGCAUAGGGACAGUCAUCCUGCCGCAUGCCAAUGACACCGUUCCUGAAGUCGAACGGCUACCGGGUGGUCUAGCUGUCAAUGGGACAGAGACUAAUCCGACCCUUACUUCUAAACGUGACACCACCUCCGAUAUCGUUCAUGCCAUUGAAGCAGCUUUCGACGGGCUGCUUGGUGCAAGAAAGCGCGACGUCACUGCAGACAUCGCUACCGCGCUCCACACUAUUCUGGAAGCAGCCGGCUCCGUGUUGAGCGAUGUUAAGAGAGAUUCAACCUCCUCUAAUAUCGAAGAUCGCAGCAUCAAACCCCCCGUGCUGUCUUCCAGCGCCACGACCGGGCCCAAGAAUACCGGAAGCUUGUAUUCCAUCGGCGGCGAUCUCAUAGCCAUCUGGAAUGCGAUCAACGGCAGCCCUAGCAGCAGCAACACCAAGCGGGACUUGAUCCUAACCUCUGAUGGAGUCGAUAUCACCAGAACUUUGGGUGGGGCAGCAUCCCAGUUCGAAGACCGCAGCUUUACAAUCCCUUCCAGCGUCGAAAACGCCUUAUCGAAGCUGGCUAGUGGCACUGGUGUGGGAGGUACUGUUGCGUCAGUGUUGUCUGCCUUCGAAGGAAGCGGCAACAGCAUGAAGCGCGAGCUUGGCGUGGAUGCAAGACACAACCAUGACCAGAAGCGUGUCGUCUCCUCUGAUGUCGAAAGCAUCCUCCGGCAGAUCAUCGCUGCUUAUGAGGGUGCCAUGGACGGAUAGGGCAGCGCCUUUGCCUCUACGAAGCGUUGUACGAGCAAUAACAGCUUCAUGGGCCUUACCGAUAUCAAUCA
This is a messenger RNA of Suillus paluster, 1143 nucleotides long. RefSeq lists its product as uncharacterized. The record is from RefSeq and is a predicted model, not a curated record. The transcript has 4 exons. The coding region runs from base 161 to 1072 and encodes 303 amino acids. Lineage: Eukaryota; Fungi; Basidiomycota; Agaricomycetes; Boletales; Suillaceae.